Elgaria multicarinata webbii is the source of this 3975-nucleotide messenger RNA. RefSeq names its product APOBEC1 complementation factor (gene A1CF). Bases 119 to 1894 code for a protein of 591 amino acids. The record is from RefSeq and is a predicted model, not a curated record. Gene Ontology annotation, molecular function: mRNA binding. The transcript has 13 exons. Gene Ontology annotation, cellular component: nucleus. NCBI's taxonomy places the organism in Eukaryota, Metazoa, Chordata, Lepidosauria, Squamata, Anguidae.
CUGACUGACACGUCGCAAAUUCGGCAUAAUCAAGGAGAACCUUUCCAGGUGGUGGUCUCUGAAAUUGCUCAGUGAGCACCCCGUAAUUAACCUGAUUUUUUGGUGAUAAUCACUCACAAUGGAAUCAAAUCAAAAAUCCGGGGAUGGAUUGGCUGGCACACAGAACGACGCUGCCCUCCGCACAUUAAUUCAGCGCACAGGAUAUAGUUUGAUUCAGGAAAAUGGCCAAAGAAAGUAUGGAGGGCCACCACCAGGAUGGGAUGGACCACCGCCAGAACGAGGCUGUGAGAUUUUCAUUGGAAAGUUACCCCGAGACCUCUUUGAAGAUGAACUUAUACCGUUAUGUGAAAAAAUUGGUCAAAUCUAUGAAAUGCGCAUGAUGAUGGACUUCAAUGGAAACAACAGGGGUUAUGCUUUUGUAACUUUCUCCAACAAACAGGAGGCCAAGAAUGCAAUCAGGCAACUGAACAAUUAUGAAAUCAGGAAUGGUCGUCUCCUAGGGGUUUGCGCCAGUGUAGACAACUGCCGUUUAUUUGUAGGAGGAAUCCCGAAAACCAAGAAAAGGGAAGAAAUUUUAGUAGAGAUGAGGAAAGUUACCGACGGGGUCAUCGAUGUUAUCGUGUAUCCCAGUGCAGCCGAUAAAGCCAAAAACCGUGGAUUCGCUUUUGUGGAAUAUGGAAGCCAUCGGGCAGCUGCCAUGGCAAGACGCAAACUGCUGCCAGGAAGGAUACAAUUAUGGGGACAUCCUAUAGCCGUUGACUGGGCAGAACCCGAGGUCGAGGUUGAUGAAGACACAAUGUCAUCAGUUAAGAUACUUUAUGUGCGGAAUCUUAUGUUAUCAACCACUGAAGAGACAAUUGAAAAAGAAUUCAACAACGUUAAACCAGGAUCAGUGGAGCGAGUAAAGAAAAUCAGAGACUAUGCAUUUGUGCACUUUAAUAACCGAGAAGACGCAGUGGAGGCCAUGAAAAUCUUAAAUGGGAAGAUGCUGGAUGGCUCUCCCAUUGAAGUCACAUUGGCCAAGCCAGUAGACAAAGACAGUUACGUCAGAUAUACCCGAGGCACAGGAGGCCGAGGAACCGUGUUGCCAGAGUAUACCUAUACUUUUGGGCAUGUAUAUGACCCUGCUACAGCCUACCUGGGAGCCCCAGUAUUCUAUGCACCUCAAGCCUAUGCUGCUAUUCCCAAUCUUCACUUUCCUGCUGCUGCUGCUAAAGGGCAUCUCACCAAUAGGGGCCUAAUUAGGCCUCCAUCCAUUAGAGAAAUUUACAUGAAUGUACCUGUAGGGGCUGCCGGAAUUAGAGGACUAGGAGGCCGUGGCUACUUGGCUAACCCUGCCCUGGGGCGUGGAUACCAGCUCAAAGGAGAAAAAAGAGUGGAGGAAAAACUCUAUGACCUUUUGCCAGGAAUGGAACUUACGCCAAUGAAUCACGUCAGUUUAAAGCCGCAAGGAAUUAAACUUGCUCCACAGAUAUUAGAAGAGGUCUGCCAGAAGAACAACUGGGGGCAUCCUGUCUAUCAACUUCAUUCCACCAUUGGACAAGACCAAAGACAGCUAUUCUUAUAUAAAAUCACCGUUCCUGCCUUGGCCAGUCAAAAUCCUACUAUGCAACCCUUCACACCGCCCAAGCUAAGCGCCUAUGUAGACGAAGCCAAAACAUAUGCAGCAGAAUAUACUCUUCAGACCCUUGGCAUUCCCACUGAGGGAGCAGAGACCCCUGCUGCUACAGCAACAUUUCCAGGAUACAUUGCUAAUGCAGCUGCUGCAACGGUAGCAGCUACUCAGCUAAAGCAAGCAGUGACUCUUGGACAAGAUCUGGCAACCUACGCAGCAUACGAAGCUUAUCCAGCAUUUGCAGUAGCUACUCGUAGUGAUGGCUAUGGAACCUUUUAAUAUAUAUAUAUAUAUAUAUAUAUAUACUGUAUUUUCUGGCGUAUAAGACUACUUUUUAACCCAGGAAAAUCUUCUCAAAAGUUGGGGGUCGUCUUAUACGCCCAGCCGUCUUAUACGCCGGAAAAUACGGUAUAUAUAUAUAUAUAUAUAUAUAUAUAUAUCCUGUUAUUUAAAUAAUGUUUUCCCUUUAAUCAAGUUGUGGCAGGGGGCAGGAGUUACUUCAGGCUAAUGAUUAGUUGGACUUCAGGAUUUAGAAUUAAUGAUUGGGCAAAUUCUGCCGUGGUAAGAAUUCUUUACUUUUAGAUUAGCGGUUUAAUAAUGGUACAUAAUGGUAGACACUGAUUGAUAUAUACCUUAAAGUAUGUUUUUUAUACUGGUGGGAAAAUAACCAUACCCUGGAAGGAAAUAGAAACUUCUUGUGUGCAUUAGGGGGUUAAAGGCUGUGUUCCAUUUUGUAAAAGCUCUCAGGGGCCGCAUCCCAGUGGUGGGUGGGGCAAAGGGGGUGGGGCUAAAAUACCCAAAAUGCCAGCCCAUUGUAGCUUACUGCCAGUAACUAAGCCUCAGGAGCGGCAUGUCAAUCUUUUAGAAAGGGGCAGGAAUUCGCAAAAGCCAUGAAACCACCAAAUGAUUGGUGGGUGGGGAAAGGGGUGGGGCCAAAGAAAGGGGGCAGGCCAUCUGAGGAACUCCAGAAGGCUGGAUUAAGACCUUAGGAGAACUGGAUUUGGUCCCCAGGCUCUUCACUCCCAUAAUAAUUCUAGGGCCAAGCUAGAUGCAAUAAUGCUUGAAUGCAUUUAAUGUAGUUAGUUUGUUUUUUUAAAAGGUAAAUAGCAGCUACUUGGGUGCUACAAGCAAUGAGGGGAGGUGUUUAGCCCAUUUCUUCCCUGCUGCGGUCUGGUUGAAAGCACCUCUCCAACUGGGAAGAAAGGGCUAACCCGCCCCCCCCCCCGGCCCACUACCAGCUGCAAUUAUAAUUAUCCAUUUCCCCCAGCACUGUUAUUGCAUUUAAAAAAAAAAAAAAAAACAUGUGCUCAUUAAAUACAUAAUGCUGCAUGUAGUUUGGCCCUUAGUAACCUUUGCAGCCAUAUCCACAGACUACAAACAUCCACAGUGCAAUCCUACAAAUGUCCAUUUGGAUGUAAAACUUAUUGAGUAUGACAUAUCUCAGCUCAGUGUGUAUCAGAUUGCAGCUCAUGUGCUUCAGCUCACUGAAAUAGAUGGGCUUUCGUGUAAUUAACUCUAUGUUGGAUUGUAGCCAUUCUGCCCUAGGAGCCUAAGGGUAGUAGCCAAUGUUAGUCCUACAUAAGCAUCUGUAGGAUUGCAACCUAAAAAAGGGAAGAUUUUCAAAGGCACAAAGGGGAAUGUGCCAUUUGCAAAGCAUUAUCUUCUGUUAGAGUUUUGAGAACUGCAGUUCAUGGGGUGAGAGGGGAGGAGAGGAUCUUAGAAAUAUGAGAACAAUGUUCAAAGACAAAUAAAUGCAUCCCCAUGUUCAUAUUCAGAUCUCAUUCUUCUUAGGAUUUUUAGGGGCAUCUCAUUCUUGUUAUGAUUUUUUAGGGGCUCAGUAGUUAUUCUGAAAUUGUUUCCUUCAAAUAUUCAAGCAAGCUGUACAGCCUGAUCCUGUGCAAGUCCCAUUAUGUCCAAAGAUGCUUUCUCCCAAGUAAAUGUAAAUAGGAUUGCAGUUUAGGUUGCUAUCAUAAGUUAUUUUUAAUUGGAUUUUGGUGUGUGUGUUUUCGCUUUUAUAAACUUUGGCAAACCACAUGGAAACACUACAUAGACUAAAAUGUAACAUAUGAUAUAAAACAGUUCUGCUUUCUAUCUUUUAUCAGAAUAAAAAGUGAUCCUAGCAUUUCACAAAUACCCAUUAGCUAGUUGAUUUAAUAGUGGACUUCAAGGAGGAUAAUAUCGAUUCCCCCCUAUUAAAAAAAAACACCAUUGUAAUACAGUUCAAAGAAAGUCAAAGCAAGUUUGGUAAUAGUGAAAUUAAGGUUGUUUGGACACAAUGGGUAGUAUCCAUCCAAUAUUAGUCCUUUUAGUGUAGACUCAUUGAAAUGAAUGGGACUUAGGCUAACACUGGAUACAACCCA